Molecule: messenger RNA, 924 nt
Organism: Tupaia belangeri chinensis (Chinese tree shrew)
Lineage: Eukaryota; Metazoa; Chordata; Mammalia; Scandentia; Tupaiidae
Product: olfactory receptor 4P4
Exons: 1
Coding region: 1-924 (307 amino acids)
Biological process (GO): G protein-coupled receptor signaling pathway
Cellular component (GO): membrane
Molecular function (GO): G protein-coupled receptor activity; olfactory receptor activity
Source: RefSeq, a predicted model, not a curated record
AUGAGGUACAGGAAUAACAUCACAGAAUUUAUUCUUCUAGGACUUUCUCAGAAAAAGGAAAUAGAGGUCCUCUGCUUUUUACUAUUUUUUCUUUGUUACAUUGUAAUUUUGACUGGAAACCUUCUUAUUAUGAUUUCUAUCACCUGCAGUCAACUUAUUAACCAGCCCAUGUAUUUUUUCCUGAGUUACCUCUCUCUCUCUGACCUUUGCUAUACAUCUACUGUGACCCCCAAACUAAUCAUUGACUUACUAGCAACAAAAAAGUCCAUUUCCUUCAAUGGGUGCAUGACACAGCUCUUUACCAUGCACUUCUUUGGAGGGAUUGAGGUCUUCAUCCUUACUGGAAUGGCCUACGACCGCUACGUGGCCAUCUGCAAGCCCCUGCACUAUACUAUAAUCAUGAGCAGAAGGAGAUGUGAUGCUCUGAUUGCUGCUUCCUGUGCGGGAGGAUUCCUUCAUUCCUUUGGUCAGUUCCUCCUCGCCAUCUUCUUACCCUACUGUGGCCCCAAUGAAAUAGAUCACUACUUCUGUGAUGUGUACCCUUUGCUAAAUCUGGCCUGCACUGACACAAGAAGAAUUGGUUUCUUGGUCAUUGCCAAUUCUGGCCUGAUGGGCCUCGUGACUUUUGUGGUCUUGUUGAUGUCUUACGCUGUGAUCUUAUAUACCGUCAGGUCCUAUUCAGUGGAGAAUCGCCACAAAGCUCUUUCAACAUGCAGUUCACAUAUCACUGUGGUGGUUCUUUUUUUUGCUCCUUUACUGUUCAUUUACAUUCGUCCAGCAACAACUUUACCAGAAGACAAAGUGUUUGCACUUUUCUACACCAUAAUUGCCCCCAUGCUCAAUCCUCUGAUCUACACACUGAGAAACAUGGAGAUGAAGAAUGCCAUAAGGAAACUGUGGAGUCAAAUCAUAGGACAUCCCUGA